AAAAUGAUGACUUGAUGAGUCGCGAGCGCCGCAAGGCUCAAUAACACUAUCCCACUGAAAUGCAAAUGUUUUUAUGAUGACCGUUGGAUUGAGUGCCACCUCAUCGAUUCGCGUGAAUUCGUGUUUCAACGGCUGAGAUCAGCGUUGCAGAGCAACUGGGGGAACGAAGGGAAGAGGCUGGUAACUUCUCUGUCUUCUCUAUUCUCCAGUGCUCGAUUUCCGAUCGAUUCUUCCCUCCUCGCGAACAAGGAGUUUCGAAAGUGCUGUGAUACUUGGAUUUGAAGAUGAAAGCCGCUGAGGAAUUGAAGGAGCAUGUUGAGGAAAACGAGGUCAUCACUUUGAAUGAAGAUGACGACGAAUAUGAAUCCGAGGAUGAAGUAGACGAUGGAGAAGACGAUGAGGACGAAGAAGGUGAUGGUGAAUACGACAAUGAAGACGAUGAAGAUGAGGACGGAGGUGCUGCUCCUGACGGCGGCGGCGACGAUGAUGAGGAUGACGAAGGAGAAGAAGGAGGUGAUGACAAGCGCGGUGGCGGUCCUGACGACAACGAUGACGAUGACGAUGACGACGACGACGACGACGACGAUGACGAGGAGCGCGGGGAAGAGGAUUUGGGAACAGAGUAUCUUGUUCGCCCUUUAGGCACUGCUGAAGAGGAGGAAGCAUCCAGUGAUUUUGAACCCGAGGAGAAUGGUGAUAAGGAAGAUGAAGGUGACGGAGACGAUGAUGAUGAAAAGGUUGAGGUUAAGCCUAAAAGAAAGAGGUCAGAUAAGGAUGACUCAGAUGAUGAUGAUGGUGAUGAUGAUGGUGAUGAUGGAGAUGAUGAUGAUGAUGAUGAUGAUGAUGAUGAUGAGAGACCCUCUAAGCGAUAGUUAGGUCCAUUCUUUGUUUGAAAAGUCACCAUAGGUCAACAUAUCACUCUCUGUCCUACAAAACAAUCAGAGAAAUGAUAAGUAUGUUGAUGGAAUUGUUUCUUGCUCUGUUGUAUUGUUAUGAUACAGUUUUAUUGGGCUUACUAGUUUUGUAAGGUCGGUGCUUAGUCAAUAGUGCGUUUAAAAUGUGGUAGAACAAAUUUUGCAGACUUAAAUAUCUUCUAGUUCUUUGUAGGUUGGUAAAUCUUGUGCAUUACUAUUUCUAAUAUUGUACUCGUUUGUUGCUAUUACAUGUUGAUGGGAAUUGGGAGCUUCAUGUCCACUGGUUGU
Molecule: messenger RNA, 1202 nt
Organism: Gastrolobium bilobum
Lineage: Eukaryota; Viridiplantae; Streptophyta; Magnoliopsida; Fabales; Fabaceae
Product: acidic leucine-rich nuclear phosphoprotein 32-related protein-like
Exons: 2
Coding region: 285-872 (195 amino acids)
Source: RefSeq, a predicted model, not a curated record